This is a messenger RNA of Ricinus communis (castor bean), 1440 nucleotides long. RefSeq names its product casparian strip membrane protein 3. The transcript is spliced from 3 exons. The coding region runs from base 153 to 800 and encodes 215 amino acids. Lineage: Eukaryota; Viridiplantae; Streptophyta; Magnoliopsida; Malpighiales; Euphorbiaceae. The record is from RefSeq and is a predicted model, not a curated record.
GAACUCAUUCCUAUAGCUAAACCACUAACUAGAUCCCUUCUCUUAGUGCCUAUAUAACUCAAAAACUGUUCAGGGGAAUUUCAUAUCAAGCUUUUAGUUUUCUUCAAUAAGGUUAAUUAGUGUCCUCCCCACUACUAAAUCGAUUAAUACCUAUGGAUUCAGAGAAGACCGGUGAAGCAAAAAUUACUAUUCAAGAGCCUAAAGCUGCCGACCCUAAAGGAAAGGGUAUUGCUGAUGCUCCUCCUCCACCUGUUGUAGUGACUACUGCUAAAGCUAUCCAAAAGCUGCCAAGAGGAGGAUGGAAAAAGGGUGUAGCCAUUUUUGACUUUGUUGUAAGGCUGUGUGCUAUUGCAACUGGUUUAGCUGCCACUGGCAUUAUGGGGACUACUGAGCAGACUCUUCCCUUCUUCACUCAGUUCUUCCAGUUCCACGCCGAAUAUAAUGAUCUUCCAACUUUCAUGUUUUUCGUGUUUGCAAAUGGCAUAGCUAGUGGAUACCUAAUACUUUCCUUGCCUUUCUCCAUAGUCUGCAUUGUCCGGCCUCUCGCUAUAGUACCAAGGCUUCUUCUUAUCAUCUUUGAUACAGUGGUGAUGGCUCUGACAAUCGCGGCCGCUUCUGCUGCAGCUGCCAUAGUGUACUUGGCUCAUAAUGGGAAUUCAAAUGCGAAUUGGAACGCAAUUUGCCAGCAGUUCAAUGACUUUUGUCAGCAGACGAGUACUGCUGUGGUGGCUUCUUUCAUAACCGCAGCAAUGUUGACGUUCCUGAUUGUGCUGUCUGCUUUUGCUCUCAAAAGGAACUGAUACAAUUCUUGAUCUUAAAGACUCUUAACAUGGUGCCGCUGUUACAUUACAACGUAAAAUGUUCUGAUAUAGUUUGUUGGGAUUUGCAUUAGAGCAGGCUGUUGGUUGUCCCAGUGUGGUUUGUUGUUGUGUUGUAUGAAUUUGGUUUGGUGUUGUACAUCCAUAUUGUAUGGUAUGAUGAAUGCAUCAUCUUUUAGACUGUAUUCAUACACCAUUUUUACUAAUAAAUAAAUACACUUAGAAUCUCAGUAAUGGUGAUUAGAGUUAUGACUUUCCAAAGUGAUUUUCACAGUAAAUAAUUGUUUCCAUAUGAAAAAUAGAAACCUCAAGUUUGAUGAGAGUAUAAGAAAUGGGGUAAAAGUCUAUUGAGUAGAUUUAUCCAUACACACGUGCUAAAGACACACGUGGGAAACAUAGUGAAGAAGAAGCCACGUGUAAAAACCGUCGUGUACCGGCCGUCUCCUGCUACUAGCUAAUGGUAGAGUCCACCUCAUCUUUCCCCCUCUUCCUUUCCUACCCACCGUUAAAAAAAAGCAGUCUUCCAAUCCCUUUUCUCUCUCUAACCCAACGAAGUCUUUUAUUUUCUCUCUCUGAAAUACUCUCCUUCUCUACAAAGUUAUCAGCUUUUUCUUUUUUUUUU